UUUGACGUUUAUUGUUCGCAUGUAUUUAAAGGAAAGAAUAUUUUCAUCAGUCUCGGCGCGAUCGCUUCUAUUUGAUAAUUUAAACGUAAAACGAAAAAUUUAAACGAAAAUACAUAGAUUUCGAAUGCAAUGUCUUCAAUUGUGUUGUGUGAAAAAUUAAAAUGUGCACAGUGCAACUGUACUGCGGCAUUGCUGUGGAAAUCAAUAAGCGACACACAGCAUAUGUGCAACGAUUGUUUCGAACAAACUAAGAAUAAUACAAAACAGGAGAUCGACGGUAAUAAUCAACGUAAGCCGGACCGAAGUAAAUUAAGGAAAAGCACCAGAAGUACUCGGUACAGUGGUAAAAAUGGCACCGGAUCGAAUCAAUUGCCUGGAACUAGCAAUUCGAAUUCAAGUAAAACAAGUAAUACAAAACCGAGUGGACGUGGAAGACGUAGCCUAUUCCGAAGACCACCAAUGAAAGCACCAACAAUACCAGCAUCCACUCAUCAUGUUAAAAGUUUAUUCUAUAAGGGUUCUUACAUUCAAAUCGGUGACAUUGUCUCUUUAUGCAAUUCCAAUUACGAUGUAUUUUAUGCGCAGAUACGUGGCUUAUUAGUGGACAAUUUCUGCGAAAAGUCAGCCGUAAUAUCUUGGCUUUUACCAACCCAAAGUAGCCCACCGCCAAAUGAAGAAUUCGAUCCAUCUACCUAUAUUAUUGGACCAGAGGAAGAUCAUCCACGUCUUUUAUCUUGUAUGGAAUUUGUAAUGCAUGCACCGAGUGACUAUUAUAUGGACAAAACUACGCCGUACCCGCCAGUCGACACUGAUGUAUCAACACAUGGUGGCGGUUUCAUUUGGACAAGCAUUGACGCUAUACAAAAACAUUGAAUCUAUCUAGACUAAAGUUCUGCUUCUAAUUCCGUUAAAAAUAUAGAAAACUGAAAAAAUCCCUACGCAUAUCUCCGAUGAAAUAAUAUACUCGUUGCAGAUACAUUUUUAUAUUUUAAUCUUAAAUACCUUGGCUGUCAUUAACUGUUAACGAGGCAUUUUAAACUGACUGAUCGUAAUUUUAUGUAUUUAUUUAUAAGAUUGUAUACAAAAAAAAAA
Messenger RNA from Contarinia nasturtii (swede midge), 1092 nucleotides. RefSeq names its product GATA zinc finger domain-containing protein 1. Gene Ontology annotation, molecular function: sequence-specific DNA binding. Gene Ontology annotation, biological process: chromatin organization; regulation of DNA-templated transcription. The record is from RefSeq and is a predicted model, not a curated record. The transcript has 3 exons. Gene Ontology annotation, cellular component: nucleus. Lineage: Eukaryota; Metazoa; Arthropoda; Insecta; Diptera; Cecidomyiidae. Bases 130 to 873 code for a protein of 247 amino acids.